Numida meleagris (helmeted guineafowl) is the source of this 5811-nucleotide messenger RNA. RefSeq names its product glycophorin C (Gerbich blood group) (gene GYPC). Gene Ontology annotation, cellular component: membrane; cortical cytoskeleton. The coding region runs from base 294 to 623 and encodes 109 amino acids. The transcript is spliced from 4 exons. The record is from RefSeq and is a predicted model, not a curated record. Lineage: Eukaryota; Metazoa; Chordata; Aves; Galliformes; Numididae.
AUGCCAUUCUCAACUUUCACCCAUUAAAAGAACAGGAUCAGACUGUGAGUGUAAGGAUGCUGCUGGACAACAAAGAUUGGAAGCUCUGAUUUUUGUCUCACCCAGCAGUGACGGGCAUUUUUGGAGUGGACUCACACCACAUUGUAAAGGGGUCAGGAGCCAGGAAAGGAGAGCCUGAACAAGAGCUGCAUUUUCCUGGGCUCUUCCAGCUGUUCUGCUCAAUCCCGCCGUCAGUUCUGACCAGGGAAGAGAGGCUGUCAACACAAAUAAGGCAUUUUUCAAAGGCGUAAAUUAUGAGUUACCAAAACAAUACGACAUCUCAACCACAUGGAGACAUAGAGAAUUCCUCAGCUGGAGCAGAUGUGGCUGUUAUUGGAGGUAGGAAGCUGGCUGUACUUAGCAGAACCAUUAGAAUUAAAACAGCAGGUGUGAUAGCUGCAGUGGUAUUUGUCCUCAUUUGCCUGCUGGUUGUGAUGGUCCGGUACAUGUACAGGCAUAAGGGCACCUACCACACCAAUGAGGCCAAAGGAACUGAGUUUGCUGAAAGCGCUGAUGCUGCUUUGAAAAAUGACCCUGCUCUCCAGGAAGCUGUGGAUGAGAGUAAAAAGGAAUAUUUCAUCUGAGAGGCAAGAAUUUCCACGGAGACUUCCCCACGGGAAUCAGUCAGAAAUACUACAACAGAAGUGCCAAGAGAUGGAUAAUAUUAGGAUGCAGGCAAGCAUCCUAAUUGAAAAGUAUCUCUUUAUUCUGUCACUGGGUUGUUUCUUUUUCUCUACCCAUGAAGAGCUAAAUGCCAGAUACUUGCCUGUUGAUUUUAUUAGCAACACAGCUGGUCACAGUUGAAAUCAAUAUCAGAUAAGAAGAAACAAAAUCUCAGUAUGAGUGAUACACCAAAACCAGAUAACGAUAGCAAAUGUCAAGCCUUGACAUUUGGUGAAAAUAGCAGAUGCCAAUGGAAAACAUCCUCUUAGAGUUAACGAUGCAUUCUAUGCUGAUAUUAUACAGAACUACCUGAAAUUGAAUUUCAAAUGGUCACAGAAUAAACAUUAAACUAGAUAAAGCUGAAGUAGCUGGAACAAAAAUAGCUUUGUAGCCCAUAUAUCUCCCCCAUCCCCUUAAAUGUGCAAUUUUAUUUGCACAGGGGAGUUUGUUUUGUUUGUUUGGGGAUUUUGAUUGAGGCUUUUUUUUUUUUUUGAAUUUUUAGAAUUUUAUAAAUAUAAAAGUCUAAGACACUUCAAAGAAAUGAAACUGUUGAAAAACAUGGAAAAUUGAAGAACGAAGAAUUUAUUUCUAACUUGCUCUGCAUGGCAGCUUGAGAACAGCAAAAUGUUGGAACUUACACUGUAUAAUAUAAUAGUCAGAAAACUUGCAAAUAUGAUUUCAAUUAGUCAGUAGGUUCCCUGCAUGCAUGCAUAAGUAGAUAGGUAUUAAAAGGUAAAGUAUCUUGGUUUGAGCAGGCUUUCUGAAACAGCGGAGCUCAGCCAGAUUUUUUUGAGUAAGAUAAUUUUGCCUGAGUAUUUAUUUAUUUAUUUUGCAUUGGAACAAUCUCUUGAAUGCUUGUCAGCAAGAUUUUGGAUUUUUGCAGGAAGGAGAAUUCAGUUCUGGUGCAUAUACUGAUAAAUCUUUUACAAAUGCAACCGCAAGACUUCCAGUAUAAAGAAGCUUGCUCAUCUGCAUGCCAGUGGGUAGUACUGACGUCUCCCUCUGUAUGGCCUGUGUACAUCCUUUGCAUUGUCCUAGGUAAGAGAAAUACACCGACCAUCAGUGCUUUAAUAUAAACAAAUAAAUAGAAUGGUCAUGAUGGGUCACAUGAGAAGACCUUAUGCCUCACCUAAGAAUCAGCGGUGAUGAGUUUCUUAAACCCAGGAUGCUGGCUUCCUAAUCGAAGCCCACAGAUAGCUCCAGAAUUAGAGUAAUUGUUCUCUGCAUCUGCUCAUUCCCAGCUGCAUUGGUGUCCCAAACUACUGAAAAUAAGGAGGGAUAAAUACGUGAUAACAAAUAAGACACUGAUGAACUCUGCUCAACUCAACAUUUUUAUCUCUUGUGUUUAUAUAUAUAUAUAAAUAUAUAUACACGUAUACAGAUCUAUGUAUAUAUAAAGUCACCUACAACCACUUUAAAUACACUGUUGCUGAUCACUUGUACUCGCUUCUUGGCACCAAAGCAUGAAAUUCUCCAGGACUCCAGCAUACUUUACCAAUGCUGACCACAAAAGCACAAACAGAUCCGAACAAGAAAAGACCGCGAGGACUUAAGUGGAGAACUCAGAUAUUUUUGUCUUUUCAAUCACAAUCUCAUUCUUUUCUCAGAAGCUGAAGGAGAUGGACUUUGAACUGCUCUUAAAAUCCCAAUACCUUAGAUCUCAAGUCCCUGCGUGUUUGCAUUUUAACCAAAGAAUAUCAAAAUCCUGCCACUUUUACUAAAUGCAUAAGGUAUUUUUUCAUAACAUACUGUUGCAAAACCAAAUUGUACUCUGUGGCUAGUGCAGUAUAAAAUGCAUGUAAUCCAGUACUAGCAGAGGACAAAUAUUUUGAUAUUAUGCACCUAUUUCUUUCUAAGAUACCUUGCUAUUCUCAUCUUUCUACUGCUUUUUCAAAAGGAAUCUGUUUUUACUUUUCUGGGACAAGCACUGUAUAAAUUAACUAAUCUUAGCUGUAAAACUGAGUUUGUAAAACCGAACACCCUCUAGUUCAAUGAGAAUGUAAAUACUGCCUCUGAGGAGAGGCCAAAUGGGGUGAGUUGAUCUCUGCUGCAUUUAUCACAUAAGGCAUGGAAACACCAAAAUUCUUUCCUCAAGUGUCAGCAUGACCUAUAGAAGACUGCCAACUUUUCAUCACUUUCUGUCCCCUGUCAGCUACCAAGAAACGCCUGAUAUAGGUUUGGCUUUUGAAGAAAAUUGACUAUAGAGCAAGGUAUGGGGAUCGUGGGGAAUAAAUUCCUUCUUCCUUCCCCAAUCAUGAAAUUCUGUUUUUGCACCUUGAACCUGCUGAUUGUAAUUAGACAAUGGUGACAUACCUGAUACAACACGGAGAAACAUGAAUUAGCGUCUCCUUUUUGGAGAAGUUAAGUUUUUAAAUUAUGAAGUGGCUUAAGUUAGACUAACUGUCCACGUUUGAACUAUGGGGUCAGAUUCUCUGGUGAAACAAUACGAAUUCAGUAGAUCUCAGCCAAUUCUUACACGUUCAGUCAACACCAGACAUUUUGUCAUUUCUUCCCCUACUGAAUACAACUACUGGUCUUUGACUAUAUCCCUUUUUUAGUAGCUUAAUUAAAUCUCUUUAUCCCGUUUUCUCUAUUCAUCUGGGCUAACAAACAGAACAGGAACAGCUUCCCUAGUAGUAAUGAGCCAUGUUGAAUGUUUGCAGAGCAGUGAAUUUGGCAAGAGCUACAGUUUCAGUUAGUUUAUUUUUUAACAGAGUCCUUUUGGGCUCUAGGACUUUGUGUAUUUAGAAAUGACUCAAACACGCUGAACAGAGAGAUGUUUUUUUGGAAAUUUUCUGCUUAUUUCUUUUUUCAGCACAAAUUUUGCUUUGUAAUGAAGAAACCCGUGACUUCUAAAUGACUGGCAGAACUUUAAUGGCCUCAUCCUGCUAUUUUUUUUUUUUACUUAAACAGUAGCUCUACUGUCUUGAGUCAUUCAAUUUAGUUGUAAAAAACAGCAUUGCAAACUUCCUACUGCUUUAAGGACUAAUAAUUAGCAAAAAGUCCUCAUGCAAGCAACAUGCUGUGCUAAAGCAAACAUUAUGUACAACACCAAAAUGUCUUGGUUGGCAGCCAUAGCCUUUCAUCAGCAAUGAUCAAUCAAUUUUAACAAUUUGCUUCCUGAACAGGAGAAUGAAGGAAACAGUUUAUUUUCCCCUCGUGUGCAUUUAUCCCAUGCUCCUCUACUGCUGCAGGCUCCACUGCCCUGUGACUCUCUGGCGCCCCAUCUCCCCAGCCACGCCUGCCUUCCCACUUGCAGUCCCUCAGGCUCCCAGUUAGGUCUUUCCCCAUGGCAUCUCUGUGGCAAAGGAUAGGCCAUUUACUCAUCUAUUUUUUUAUCAGUGAGUAUACUCUGUCCCUCUCUUCCAGCUAAGAACUAAUUUUCACAAAGGUUUUAGUUUGAAACUUACCACUCUAUUUCAGGUUUGAUCAAACCUUCCCAGCCUGUCCUGAGUGAUUUACAAAGUGACCACAUUUGCCAUACUUUCACAAAAAAAAAAAAAAAAAAAAAAAAAAAAGGUCUAAAAAUACUACUGCAAACUCUCUAGUUAGUUAAAUGCAUUGCUGAUAAAUUUCUGGUGUUCACUAAACAAGGGAUCUGGAUGAGGAUCCUUCGAGCAGCCUGGAUUUGUCCUGAUGCCUUAAUUCCUUGUGAAAGGUUGGAGAAUCUCACUGUGCAUUGGCCGCUACCAUUCCAGGUUUUCCUGGGGGCCAAAGUGCCAUUGCACAUUAACACAAUCCUGCAAGAGAUUUUAACAGACACUAGUCAAGAUAAUUGUGUAUAUAUUUUUUUCUUUUUAGAAGAAAAGGACCAAAUCACUUUGGGAGACUCUUAAUACCAUAGUAUCCUUUUAGUACUCUCAACAUGGAUUUUUCUUUUAAAUCAAAUCUUGGGAUUGUUGAGAGAAUGUCACAAAGGGAAUAUUAAAAGGACUGUUCCCUUUUAGCAGGGAACGUAAGCAAGGUGCUGUAACACUUAUAGUAGAAGGAUAGGUAGGAUAGCGCUGUAAGUCAAAACCACGUGAGGAUGUCUUGCACAGAGUACAGGAAAAGCUGAUACAAGAUGAAAAUUAGUAAAAAAGAUACAGAGCGGGAAAAAGUAAUUAGUAGUAAAAAAGAUACAGAGCGGGAAAAAGUAAUUAGAUGACAAUAGAGAUGGAGAGCAGUUUUUCAUGAAACAAAAUAGAUGGUGCUAUUUGGAGAAUUCAAAGUGUAUUUGCAGGAAGUAACUGAUGACAAUAAAUUUCCUAGAAUUACACAAGGUGUUUGAAUUCCUUGCAUGUGCUAGUCCAACCAAAAAAAUGUUGGUAAAUACACACCAAAAGAGCACCCUUACUAAAUCUAUUAAGAGCUGUUUAUUCCUUUUUCUAAAAUCUCUCAGUAAUUCACAUAAGCUUUUGUGUUUGGAAAAGUAAAAGCUUCUCAGCAGCAGUUCAUAAAGGAGAGAACACUAAAGAACCUCUGAACAAGCAGUGAAAACACAUCCAAGGUCUGGAAAUUCAGCUAGCUGUAAAGGAAGCUAGCGAUAGCAAAGAAAAACAAACAUCCAACUGUAUUACAAAGGAAUGAAAUGUUUACAGAAGUAGAGGUCUUUCUAUAGUCCAAGAUAGUGAAAUUAUCAGUGACAGAAAAUAAGGAGUCCUUAUUCUACGUGACAGUUCCCUGUGUGAUUGGGAUAAACUCCUACAAAAUUCAGUGGGACAAGAAUUUCACUGACUAUCUCCAUUCUUCUUGCAAGAAAAUUGUAUUCCUGCCCAUGCCAAGAAAGAAUCACUCUAAAUUAAGGUAGAAAUCCUUAUAAGGGUUGAUCUUUCAGCAUAAUCUCACUUUUUUUCACAUCCUUUUUCUGUUGUUCCAAUUUGUAUGUAUGGUUGAAAGCAUCUGGUAUGUUGUAUUAAAGUAUCUGAAUUGCAGUACUGCUAUGACAAGAAGAGAGAAUACAGCAUUCAAAGCUUACUGCUGAUCGUAUGUUAGAGCUGACUAUAAUGUUUGCAUUUUUCAAUGCUAUUAAUACACUGCUGGUGUAAAUUACUUUGAAUUGAAAAAAAAAGCUAAAUAUAAAGGAACAAAUAACUUUAAAAUUAAAGUUGUAAUUUUCAGCAUUUAAAA